CUGGCAGAUCCAAGAGCCACCAACCAACCAACCAACAAAAACAACAAAUUUUUUGAAAUUAGUUCUAGUGAGUCUGUGAAAGUGUUUGCGACGAUCGACAUACUCGCGCUCUGCUCCUUAACUAAUAGCGAACAAACAAAAUAUAAAAAGAAAAAAAAUUUAUAAUAAAUUCAAAAAGUAUAGUAACAAAAAGAAAAAACCAUAAAAAAUACAAAAUAAUCAGCAAGCAAUAACGAAAGUUUUUGUAAAUUUUAUCGUUGUUGUUUUUGUAAUUGCUGUUUUUUUUUCGUGGUUGAUAUACGUUUUGUUUUCUUCUUCUACAUUUUUAAUUUUAUUGUUGUUGUUAUUUUUGUACAUUAUUUUAUAAGCUUACAAGACGAACGAGUGUGCUGUGUGUAUGGAACAAUUGAAAAUUUCUAAACAAACGUAGUCGUUGUCGAUCAGUUUUACGUAAAAAUUUCACUGAAUCGGUUUGAAUUCGUUAGCGGCAGAAACGCAGAAUAUAAGAAAAAUACAAAAAAAAAAUAUUCAAAAAAAUAAUAUAAAAAGUACGACGUUAGAUUUUAAAUUAGUUUUUAUUAAAAAAAAAAUAAAAAUUAAAACUAUUAGUUCAAAAAGAAUAACGUGUGUUAAUAACAUUAUUUGAAAAAUCAAAAAAAAAUUCUUAAAAGAGCGUAACAAAAACAGUGCAAAACGCACAUUUAUAAAUCUGUGAGCAAAAACAAAAAAGGAAUAAAAAUGUCGCACCAGUGCAGUUGUGGUCGUGAUUUGAACAAUAAUUACGUCUCCUAUACGAAUGCGUACGCAAAUGCGAAUUCGACCAUCGAUCGUGAAGCCAAUGCAACACUGUCUGGCUCAAAGUCUAAUGCGUCAUCGAAGUACACCAUGAAUACGACACGUACUCCUGGUGGACAGACACAGCUAACUGCGAAAGUAAUGUUCGGCACUGUGGGCGCCAUUAAGGAGCUGCGUGAAAAGGAAAAAUCAAGGCAUGCCGCUACACGUGCUGGGGAACGCAGAAAUUGAUACACAUCCGAUAAGUAGCGAUAAUUCCGAAGCGCAAUGAUCCAAAAAAACUGAAAGAUGUGAAGAUAUAUAAACGUAUUUUAAGGACACAUUGGCGAAAGCUACAAAAUACCUGGUUUAUGUGUGUAGAUUCUUUGUGUAGUAGUGCAAAGAAAUAUUUGCUAACAAAUUACGCCUAAUUAGCAAAUAUGAGUGAAUGUAUGUAAAAAAUAUUAAUAAGAAAAAUCAAUAAAAAAAUGUUAAAAUUUGUACAACAACAACUACAUAAUAGAUCUUAAAGCUUUUAGUAGG
Teleopsis dalmanni is the source of this 1317-nucleotide messenger RNA. RefSeq lists its product as uncharacterized. The transcript has a single exon. The coding region runs from base 739 to 1026 and encodes 95 amino acids. Lineage: Eukaryota; Metazoa; Arthropoda; Insecta; Diptera; Diopsidae. The record is from RefSeq and is a predicted model, not a curated record.